This is a messenger RNA of Telopea speciosissima, 1705 nucleotides long. RefSeq names its product adenosylhomocysteinase. The transcript has 2 exons. Bases 61 to 1518 code for a protein of 485 amino acids. Lineage: Eukaryota; Viridiplantae; Streptophyta; Magnoliopsida; Proteales; Proteaceae. Gene Ontology annotation, molecular function: adenosylhomocysteinase activity. Gene Ontology annotation, biological process: L-methionine cycle. The record is from RefSeq and is a predicted model, not a curated record. Gene Ontology annotation, cellular component: cytosol.
CGCCUCUAUUUCUCUAGCAGAGUUCCAGAUCUAUUCUGUUCUCUGCAAUCUUCUUCAGCCAUGGCUCUUCUUGUCGAGAAGACCUCAUCAGGUCGUGAGUACAAAGUGAAAGACAUGUCUCAGGCCGAUUUCGGUCGUCUCGAGAUCGAGCUCGCCGAGGUUGAGAUGCCUGGUUUGAUGUCUUGCAGAUCUGAGUUCGGCCCUUCACAACCCUUUAAAGGAGCUAGAAUCACUGGCUCCCUUCACAUGACCAUUCAAACUGCCGUUCUUAUUGAAACCCUAACUGCUUUGGGUGCUGAAGUCCGCUGGUGUUCCUGCAAUAUCUUCUCCACCCAAGAUCACGCCGCAGCUGCCAUCGCUCGUGACAGUGCUGCGGUCUUUGCUUGGAAGGGUGAGACGCUUGAGGAGUACUGGUGGUGCACUGAGAGAGCUCUUGAUUGGGGUACUGGUGGUGGUCCGGAUCUGAUUGUUGAUGAUGGUGGUGAUGCCACACUGCUGAUUCAUGAGGGUGUGAAGGCUGAGGAGGAGUAUGAGAAGACUGGGAAGUUGCCUGACCCAGCUUCGACAGAUAACGCUGAGUUUCAGAUCGUGCUUAGGAUUAUUAGGGAUGGUUUGAAGACGGAUACCAAGAGGUAUCACAAGAUGAAGGAGAGAUUGGUUGGUGUUUCUGAGGAGACUACCACUGGUGUGAAGAGGCUUUACCAGAUGCAGGCUAAUGGGACAUUGCUCUUCCCUGCCAUCAAUGUCAACGACUCUGUUACCAAGAGCAAGUUCGACAACCUCUAUGGAUGCCGCCACUCCCUCCCUGAUGGUUUGAUGAGGGCUACUGAUGUUAUGAUUGCUGGAAAGAUUGCACUUGUUGCAGGGUAUGGAGAUGUCGGCAAGGGCUGUGCUGCUGCCCUCAAGCAGGCUGGUGCCCGUGUCAUUGUGACUGAGAUUGACCCCAUUUGUGCCCUCCAGGCUUUGAUGGAAGGUAUCCCAGUCCAGACCCUUGAAGAUGUGGUUUCAGAAGUUGACAUCUUUGUUACCACCACCGGUAACAAGGACAUCAUCAUGGUGGACCACAUGAGGAAGAUGAAGAACAAUGCAAUUGUCUGCAACAUUGGUCACUUUGACAAUGAGAUCGACAUGCAUGGUCUGGAAACAUUCCCUGGUGUGAAGAGGAUCACAAUCAAGCCCCAGACAGAUAGGUGGGUCUUCCCUGACACCAACUCGGGCAUCAUCGUCUUGGCUGAGGGGCGUCUGAUGAAUCUCGGAUGUGCCACUGGCCACCCCAGCUUUGUGAUGUCUUGCUCAUUCACAAACCAGGUGAUUGCUCAGCUGGAGCUCUGGAAGGAGAAGAGCACUGGCAAGUAUGAGAAGAAGGUUUACGUUCUACCCAAGCACCUUGAUGAGAAGGUUGCUGCACUUCACCUUGGAAAACUUGGGGCUAGGCUCACCAAGCUUUCUCCCGAGCAGUCCGAGUACAUUAGCGUUCCUGUUGAGGGUCCAUACAAGCCUCCCCACUACAGGUACUGAGACAUGGAGAGAGAACAGAAGAAUCAAAGCUUUGAUUGUUUGUAUUUUUUUUUCCCUUUCAAGUAUUUCUAGUCUGUCAUGGUAGUUUUGUGAUGGCUGUGGUUGUUUGGGGUGGGGGUGUGCCGAGAGGAGUGAAUUGGUCUCUGUUACAAUGAAUAUUAACAGGAAGACCUCGGGUUUUGAAUAA